Molecule: messenger RNA, 2460 nt
Organism: Eimeria acervulina
Lineage: Eukaryota; Apicomplexa; Conoidasida; Eucoccidiorida; Eimeriidae
Product: heat shock protein 90, putative
Exons: 3
Coding region: 1-2460 (819 amino acids)
Biological process (GO): protein folding; cellular response to heat; protein stabilization
Cellular component (GO): protein-containing complex; cytosol; plasma membrane
Molecular function (GO): ATP binding; ATP hydrolysis activity; ATP-dependent protein folding chaperone
Source: RefSeq, a predicted model, not a curated record
AUGGGGUGUCGCUCGCUGGUAUUGCUAGGUGUCUUGGGCUUGUGCAGCUGGGGCUGCUGGUCACGCGCAGAAGAUGCAGCUGCUGAUGCUGCUGCUGGACCUAGGGGUCCUGAGGCAACGCUUGCAUCAAUUCCUGAGUUGAAGGGGCAGGCCGAUGGGACGCACGAGACGCACGAGUACCAGGCGGAGGUAAGCCGUCUAAUGGACAUCAUCAUCAAUUCCCUCUACACCCAACGCGAUGUCUUCCUCAGGGAGUUGAUAUCGAAUGCCGUCGACGCUCUGGAGAAGGCGCGUUUCCUCUCCAUAUCCUCAGCAGACACCAGCAACAGCAGCAGCAGCAAGACGGAGUUGGCAGUGUUUAUUGAAGCAGACCCGCAGCAAAAGGUGGUGUCGGUGUGUGAUACGGGUGUCGGCAUGUCGAAGCAAGAGUUGAUUACGAAUUUGGGGACGGUGGCGAAGUCGGGAACGAGCAAUUUCCUAGAGGCUCUGGCAAGCAGCAACAACGGGGACUUGUCUCUGGUGGGGCAGUUCGGUGUUGGGUUUUAUUCGGCAUUUCUCGUCGCAGACCGGGUGACAGUAGUCUCGCGUAGCAGCGGGGAAGACCAGUACGUGUGGGAGUCGAGCGCAGAUGCAAAGUACUACAUAGAUAAAGACCCCAGGGGCAACACGCUGGAGCGAGGCACUUGCGUUGUGCUGCAUUUGAAAGAAGACGCCACAGAAUUCGCAAGUGUCGACAGACUCAGAGAGCUGGCAACGCGAUACAGCCAGUUCAUGUCUUACCCUAUUUACCUCAAAGUGAAGCAGACCGUCAGCGAGGAGGUGCCUGUUGAAGAUGAAAAGGAAGACAAAGCAGAAGACAAAGAGAAGUCAGAAGAGGAAGAUGUACAAGUACAAGAUGUAGACGAAGAAACUGACGAUAAGGAGGCGAAAAAAAAGAAGACGAAGACAGUGGAGCGGGAGGUGGAACGUUGGGAUCGGAUAAACGAACAGAAGGCGAUUUGGCUGCGACCGCGCGAGGAGAUAACGGAGAAGGAAUACGAGGACUUCUACAAGUCGGUGACGAAGGACUGGAGUGAGCCGCUAGUCCACAUGCAUUUUUCAGCAGAGGGAGAGGCGGAGUUUAAGGCGCUUUUGUAUAUACCGAAGCGCUCUCCCGCAGACAUCUUCUCUCAGUACUUUGGCAAGCAAACCAGCAUCAAGCUGUACGUACGCCGCGUGUUGGUGGCCGAUGUUUUCGAUGAUAUGCUGCCCAAGUACCUCCACUUUGUCAGGGGAGUUGUGGACUCAGACGAUCUCCCACUGAAUGUGUCCCGUGAGCAGCUGCAGCAGCACAAGGUCCUCGGCAUCAUCAGCAAGAAACUGGUGCGCAAGACUCUAGAGACUGUGCGGAAGAUGUUCCUCGACGCGAACAAGAAGCGGGAGGAGCAGCAGAAGCAGCUGGAGGAGACGUCCGAGGAGCAGGAGAAGGAGAAAAUAAAAAAGGAGAUGCAACAGCCUUCGCUGUACGACCAGUUUUACAAGGAGUUCGGACGCAACCUUAUGCUCGGCUGCUAUGAAGACGAUGAAAACAGGCUGAAGAUCGCCAAAGUGCUCAAGUUCUACUCCAACACAAGCCCGACAGAACCUAUCUCUUUAGAAGCCUACGUCUCACGAAUGAAGGAGGGCCAGCCCGCCAUCUAUUACGCCGCGGGAGAGACGGCUCAGCAGCUCCUGUCCCAACCCCAGAUGCAGUUCUUCACCAAAAAGGGAUAUGAAGUCCUUUUCUUGUUGGAAGCCAUGGACGAGCCAUGCAUUCAGAGACUUGGAGACUUCGACGGGAAGAAGUUUGAGUCUAUUCAGAAGGGCAACGUGACUCUAGAGGAGACACCCGAUGAAAAGCGGCAGUUCAAGCGUCUGACAAAGUAUUACGAUCCUUUGCUGAAGUGGUUGAAGAAGGUUUUGGGGCCGAAGGUGUCUAAGGUCGAGGUGUCUCGGCGGCUGGUAGAGGCGCCGUGUGCAGUGGUGGCUUCGCAGUGGGGGUAUUCUGCGCAGAUGGAGAAGGUGAUGAAGACGCAGACCUUCGCUGAUCCGAUGCACUUGCGGUUGAUGCGGGGACAGAAGGUAUUUGAAAUCAAUCCGAGCCACCGUAUCAUGCAGCAGCUGCUGCAGCGCGUACGGGAUGGAGGAGAGGACUCCAUGAAGGAUGAGGACACACAACUUGCAGAACGUCUCUUUGAUGCAGCAAUGCUCGCAUCAGGCUUCGACGUAGAACAGCCGGCGCAGCUGGCCGCAGUCCUGUACAAGGGACUGGCGAGCCAGGUGGGAGUGGAUCCCGCAGAUCCCAUCAACGAAAAUAUCGACUUGCCAGAAGAGGAAGCAGACAAGACGGAGGAGAACGCCGAGGAACCAAUGGACAACCGCUCCGCGGAGGAUAUCUUCGCCAACCUUGACCUGGGAGGGGGCUUGAAGGACGAGCUUUAA